Messenger RNA from Humulus lupulus (European hop), 1423 nucleotides. Its product is annotated as E3 ubiquitin-protein ligase AIRP2-like. The transcript is spliced from 5 exons. Gene Ontology annotation, biological process: protein ubiquitination. The record is from RefSeq and is a predicted model, not a curated record. NCBI's taxonomy places the organism in Eukaryota, Viridiplantae, Streptophyta, Magnoliopsida, Rosales, Cannabaceae. Gene Ontology annotation, molecular function: ubiquitin protein ligase activity. The coding region runs from base 352 to 1119 and encodes 255 amino acids.
UAUCAUAGUCAAAAAGUCAAAAGGAUCAAACUCAGUUUAGUGGGUAAUCAAAUUCAAAAAUAACUUAAAACCCAACAAAAAUUUUCAAAACAUAAAAAGGUAGACCCCAUAGCCUAAAAUUCUCUCUUCUCAUGUUUUCAUCUUCCUCAACCCAACGCUCCUAGCUUCAUUUACACUCCGAAAAAGACCUUUUCCUAUCAAAGACCAAAGAUUUUUCAAAGUGGGUUUGUGUUUAUAAGACCAGUUGCAGGCUUCUGGGUUUCCCCUGUCUUUGAUUUGUCUUUCUCUAUUUGCUCCCAUUUUCUUCCACUGAAUAAAGCAUCAAUUUUUAGGAGAGAAAAGAGUGACAACAUGUUGGGCUGUUAUCAGCAACUUGCUGCUAGGCCAUCUUACCAAGACUCCCUUAAGAUUCUCGAGGCUGAUGUUCAUCAUGCUAAUAUGCUGGCAGCUUCCAUUCCAAGAGGCAAAGGUGGUACCUAUCUUCAGAUGAAAUUGGUUUACAGUGAUUUGGCCCCCAUUUUUGUAUUUUUGUUACAAUGGAUGGAUUGCUCGUCUUCAUGCCUACUCUCAAGCUACUUGAAUCUUUUCCAUGUUGUUGUACAUAAGGUGCAAUCGGAUGGAAGGCCAAAUAUUGGUUCUUAUGGAAGAAAAGCAUCCAUUAGUGAAUUCUAUGUUGUUAUACUCCCAUCACUUCAGUGUCUCCAUAACGAUUCAUCAGAGCUUGAAAUCACUCAAGAGAAAAGUCAGAACUUGGAAAUGGUAGUCAGAAAGAGGUAUGAAGAAAAGAGGAAGCUUUUGGAUGUGGACUUGGAGAGGGAAGAUGAAUGUGGGAUCUGCUUAGAGCCUUGUACCAAAAUGGUUUUGCCUAACUGCUGCCACGCCAUGUGCAUCAAUUGCUACCGUGACUGGAACACAAGGUCGGAGUCCUGCCCAUUCUGCCGGGGAAGCAUAAAGAGAGUGAAUUCAGAGGACUUGUGGGUUCUGACUAGUGGAAAUGAUGUAGUUGACACUGAAACUGCAUUAAUGGAUGAUGCACUGAGGUUCUUUCUUUUCAUUAACAGUCUGCCUAAGGAUAUCCCUGAUGCCCUAUUUGUAAUGUAUUAUGAGUACCUCUUUUGAUCUAACAAACCACUCCAAUGGUGUACAGGAAGAGAAGAUUGCUGACCAUCACAUGUAUAUAUAGUAUAUUGAGAGGUUUUCAUUGUGAGAACUUGUAUUAACGCUCCAUAUAUAUCCAGGAAUGAAGUGUUAUCUCUGAGUAAAUGUAUAAUAAUUUUCUGGCAUGGGUGUUGGUUUCUGAUCCUUAAUCCCAAAACUAGUCUUUAUAGUAAAUAAUGGCUCACAUGCAUUGGCAAUCACAGCAAUAUGCUGUUUAUUCUUUAUUAAUAUUCAUCCAAUGCCAUUACCAACUGACUUUUAUUUA